Tremella mesenterica DSM 1558 is the source of this 1461-nucleotide messenger RNA. RefSeq lists its product as uncharacterized. The transcript is spliced from 5 exons. Gene Ontology annotation, cellular component: preribosome, large subunit precursor. Gene Ontology annotation, biological process: ribosome biogenesis. The record is from RefSeq and is a predicted model, not a curated record. Gene Ontology annotation, molecular function: protein binding. The coding region runs from base 22 to 1461 and encodes 479 amino acids. NCBI's taxonomy places the organism in Eukaryota, Fungi, Basidiomycota, Tremellomycetes, Tremellales, Tremellaceae.
GAGCUCUACAUAACUAGAGAAAUGGUGGACAAAAUGCAAGUUGAUACCUCUGGUCAACCGUCCAGUAGCAAUGUUAGACAACUCCCGAUAAAUUUGUUCACUCGAUCAACGAAACAUGCUAUCCCACAAUCUACUUAUUUGAUACCUGGUUCUUGGAGACGGUAUCAACUUUCGGAACUGAUUAAUAAAGUUUUGAAACAAGAUAACGAAGGAAAACAACCUGUCCCCUUCGAAUUCAUAGUCGAAGGUGAAGUCCUUCGUGGGAGUCUGGAAGCAUGGAUCAAAAGUCGAGGUAGGGAUGAAGAGACGGUGGUGAAUGUUGAAUAUAUGGAAAGUGUCUUACCUCCGAAACAAGAAGGAACUUUUGAGCAAGAGGAUUGGGUUUCAGGUUUAUCUCUGAGUCGACCGGGUUUCAUCUUGGUCUCCUCAUACCUCUCUCAUCUUCGAAUCCUACCCCUAACAGGUCAACCUCUUUAUACCCUUCCCUUACCUACCGCCCUCGGUGCAUCAUGCUGCACUUGGAUCUCCCCUCCGUCAAUAACGAAAGAUAUACUACUCGCUGCUGGCGGUAUAGAUCGUUCAAUCCAUGUAUUCUCUCUCCCUUCUUUAACCCCAAACACCUCCACCCCGCCAUCUCCUCCACAAGAGAUUUACACGUUAAUGGGUCAUACAGCACCUAUCUCCUCUUUGACAGUUUCCAAAUCAUCCAAAGAACUCAUCUCCGCUUCUUGGGAUGGUAACCUUCAUCUUUAUUCUCUACCUUCAAGAUUGGAAGAAAUACAUCAAAUCCCCGCAGAACCAACAAAUUAUCUUCCCGGACAAAAGAGGAGGAAGAAAUUAGGUGAAGUACGUGGUCCCGUGGAAGGUCUCACAGAUGGUGAUAUAGGCCAAACGGGCUGGAGAAGAGCUCCAGAUGGAAUGAUGAGAGGUCAUAAAGGUCGUAUCGGUGGUGUGGUGUAUGAUAAAGGAUCAGAAGGGAGAGUGUGGAGUUCAGGAUGGGAUGGUAGUGUUAGAGGUUGGGAAGUUGAAACUGGUGUUUGUGUGACGUUGAGACAAGGUCCGAGUGAUAAAGCUGCGUUAUGUGUGGAUCAAUUUGGAGGGAAUGGGGUGAUUGUCACGGGAAAUAUGGAUAGGACUGUUUGUUUGUGGGAUACUAGACAAGGAACAUCCCUCAUCUCACAAACCCUCCAUACAUCCUCUCCAGUCCCUUCACUCCGUACUCACCCUACAUCAUCCUAUACCCUCUCAGCAAUCACUUACUCUGGUCAGAUCCAAAUUUGGGAUAUCCGAUCACCCAAAAACGCCUUGUUCGCAGUCCAGAAAUCACCUCCGAAACGUAAAGUCACGAAGAAUGGCAAGGUUUUGGGCGAAAGGUUGCUGGCUAUGGAUUGGGAUGGGGAGGUUGUCGUGGCUGGCGGAGAGGAUGGUGAGGUAGGUGUUUGGCGUGCGAGGGGGGAGUAG